ACUUAUAGCAGACAUGUGCUGGUCCUGGUCCCUGCACUACACCACACGGCGCGGUAGAGGGCGCCCGCGCCGCAGCAGUGCCCAGCUGAAGUGUUCUGGAGUUCUUCAGUCCUCCACUCCCUCACAGUGCCCUGCAGAACUGGUGAGAGCAGCCCGCGGAGAAGUCGCCCACUGCCACCACUUCACUUCACCCCUGGAGACAUUUCUUAGCUGGCAUCCCUGCCCUGGACGAUGAUGGCUGCAGGACCCCGGGUUCGCACGGGCGCCUGUGAAGUGCUGCUGGCGCUGCUGUCCCUCCGCCUGGCCGGGGCUUACAAUAUAGACCUGGAUCACCCCGUGCUCUUCCGAGGUCCCACUGGCUCGUUCUUUGGCUAUGCGGUUCUGGAGCAUCACCACGAUGACACGAGAUGGAUACUUGUUGGAGCCCCAAAAGCAGAUUCUAAAUUUAGUUCAUUGUUAAAAGCUCCUGGUGCAGUUUUUAAAUGUAGAGUUCACAGCAAUCCAGACAAGACGUGUACAGAGCUGAAUCUGGGAAGAGGAAACACUCGAGGGAUUUACUGUGGAAAGACAUGUAAAGAGGACAGAGAUGAAGAGUGGAUGGGAGUUACACUGGCAAGACAAUCAAAGCCUGAUGGCAGUGUUCUGGCAUGUGCUCAUCGCUGGAAGAAUAUCUACUAUGAAAGUGAGGUUAUACUUCCGUAUGGUUCCUGCAUCAUUCUCCCACCAAAUCUGCAGGCCAAUGGGAAGAAGCUAUUGCCUUGCUACGAGGAAUACAAGAAGAAAUAUGGAGAGGAACACGGCUCAUGCCAAGCGGGGAUUGCAGGAUCCUUCAUGGAGGAGCUGGUUGUGAUGGGAGCCCCAGGAUCAUAUUACUGGACUGGCACAGUGAAAGUAUUGAAUCUUACUGACAACACAUACUUCAAGCUGAGUAAUGAAGCUGUCAUUGCCAAAGGUUACACCUAUUUAGGAUAUGCGGUCACUGCUGGUCACUUUUCACAACCUACCACCAUGGACAUAGUUGGUGGAGCUCCCCGAGAUAGUGGCAUCGGAAAGGUCUAUAUCUUCAGAUCAGACAAGGCAUCUGGGUCACUUGUUAGGAUUUUUCAAGCUUUGGGGAAAAAGAUGGGCUCUUACUUUGGCUCCUCCUUAUGUGCAGUUGAUCUGAACGCUGACGGACUAUCAGACCUCUUGGUAGGGGCUCCCAUGUACUCCGAGGUUAGAGAUGAAGGACAAGUUACUGUGUACAUCAACAGAGGAAAUGGAGUAAUGGAUGAACAAACUUCAUUGAAUGGAGACAAUGCAUAUAAUGCACAGUUUGGGGAAAGCAUGGCUAACUUGGGCGAUAUUGAUGAUGAUGGGUAUCCAGAUGUUGCAAUUGGAGCUCCAAAAGAAGACGAUUAUUUAGGCGCUGUCUACAUAUAUCAUGGUGAUGCAGAUGGCAUUGUUCCUCAGUACUCAAUGCGGAUUUCUGGAAGAAAAAUUAACCCAGCUCUUAGGAUGUUUGGCCAGUCGAUUUCUGGAGGUAUUGAUAUGGAUAAGAAUGGCUAUGUAGAUGUGACCAUUGGGGCUUUUAUGUCGGAUAGUGUGGUUCUACUAAGAACAAGACCAGUUAUUACUGUGAAUGCUUUAAUAGUCCUGCCAACUGCCAUUAACAUCACUGCUCCUCAGUGCCACGAUGGGACGCAAAAUGUGAACUGUGUCAAUGUCACCGUCUGUUUCCGGUUUAGUGGCAAACAUGUUCCUGGUGAAAUAGAAUUAUUGUACAAUUUAACUGCUGAUAUUGUGAAAAGGGAAAGUGGUCAUCAGCCCAGGGUGUUCUUGGUGUCAUCUGGGGAAACUGUUGCUCAUGUGAGUGAGAAACUCCAGCUUACCCAUAUGAAAGAGAAGUGUGACCAGUAUCUUGCUCAUGUAAAGCGUAGAGUGAAAGAUGUAAUUUCACCCAUCGUUUUUGAAACAUCUUAUAGUCUUGGAGAGCAUGUGAUUGGGAAAGAGGAGAGGGACUUGCCUGCUCUGAAGCCUAUUCUUCGCUGGAAAAAGGGACAGAAGAUUGCACAGAGAAAUCAGACUUUAUUUGAAAGAAAUUGUCGCUCUGAGGAUUGUCCUGCUGAUCUGCAACUGAAAGGAAAGUUACUGCUGUCAAGUUAUGACUCCAAAUCUGAAUACUUGGCGUUGGGAGCUGUGAAGAACAUUUCACUUAACAUCUCUAUCUCUAACAAAGGGGAUGAUGCAUAUGACACCAAUGUCUUCUUCAACUUUUCAAGGGAACUAUACUUUAUUAAAAUGUGGCAAGAGGAAGAACAAGGAAUUUCCUGUGAAUUAUUGGAAGAUGACUACCUUAAAUGUAGUGUGGGAUUUCCAUUCAUGAGAUCACGGUCUAAGUAUGACUUCAGUGUGAUCUUUGAUACCAGUCACUUAUCUGGUGAAGAUGAUAUUCUUCAGUUCCUGGUCACCGCCCAAAGUGGAAAUAAUGAACAAGCUGAGUCUUUACAUGACAACACCCUCAUUCUGGCAGUGCCCCUAAAGCAUGAAGUGGACUCAUCAGUAACAGGGACUGUGUCCCCAUCCUCUUUUGUGUAUGGUGAUACAGUGGAUGCUUCAAACUUCAUUCUCCUCCAGGAUCUGGAAUGUCAUUUUCAGCCUCUUAAUUUCACACUUCAGGUUUACAAUGCUGGACCUAGCACUUUGCCUGGAUCGUCCAUCACAAUUUUGUUUCCUAAUCAUCUGUCUGCUUCUGGAGCUGAGAUGUUCCUUAUCCAAGAUGUUAUAAUUUCUCAAGAGAAAGCACAAUGUGCGUUCCACAAAAACCCUGCACCAUGUGUGAUCCCACAGGAAAAGGAGAACAUCUUCCACACAAUAUUUUCAUUCUUUAAAAAAUCAGGACGAAAGGUGUUGGACUGCAACAAGUCAAACUGGCCAUGUUUAGAGGUGGAAUGUAAUUUCACAUCAUUAGCUAAAGAAGAAACCCAAAAUAUUGAGGUUCUUACACUGCUUAAUACAGAGAUAUUGAAAAAGGAUAGUUCUUCAGUAAUUCAGUUUGUGACACAGGCUCAUUUAUCUAUAGAUUUAAAAUUACGGGCAGUAGAAGUGCCGCAUGGAAACUCACAGGAUGCAACAGUGAUCUUUGAGGCCUUACACAAUCAAGAACCACGUGGUUACGUGGUGGGUUGGAUCAUUGCCAUCAGCUUACUAGUUGGGAUCCUCAUAUUUCUGUUGCUUGCUGUAUUGCUGUGGAAGAUGGGCUUCUUUCGCCGGAGAUAUAAAGAAAUCAUUGAAGCAGAAAAGAAUCGGAAAGACAAUGAAGAAAGCUGGGAUUGGGUGCAGAAAAAUCAGUGAGCGGCAUGUGCCAGCCCAGUCACCUGACACACACAUUUGCUAGAUGAUUGGCUCUGCUCUUGUAUCUUUCAUAUGUGGAAGAAAAAAAUCUUCUCCAGAUUUUCCGGAGGCUUGUUGAUGCUGUUUAUUCCUUUAUCAGGCUGACUAGCAAAGGAGAGUGUGUCCUGAGGCAACCACUGAAGCAACGUGAAGUGACUGGAGCAAGAAUGUUCCCUCUGCCAAGACAAACUUUGGCCACCAUGCUGCAGAGAAUGGCAAUAUUUAUGAAUCCAUCGUAACGUACGUGGUGUAACUUCAGGGAAAAGCUGUUACCAAGAAGUAUUUUUUUUUUUUUUAUAAAAUUUUUAUACCAAACUUGUCUUUAUAUUUGAAGAUAUACUGUAUGUAAUGAAGAGCUGUACAGUUCUCUUAACGCACUGAUACCUGCCUACUUGUACUGAUCCCACCAAGCUGUGCAUUCAUGUAAGGCCUAAUUUAUUAGGUAAAAGCAAUUGUACAUAGUUGCACUGAACUGUAGAUUCUUAAUGCACCCAAAGUUCCCCUAAAUCAGCAGCCUCCAACCUCUGUCUCUAUAGCUUCUGUGAAACUAUAAUUCCAUGCUGCAGACUGUCAGGGCAUGCUUGGCAUUGCACCUUCACAUUAGCAGGAGAGCCAUGGGUUAGAGAAUCCUUCCACAGAUCAAGCUUUUUUAGAAUGCUCAUUUUAGUGGGAUUAUAUACAUGUUUAGGUUUAUACAAGUGUUUUUGUACAUAAAACCACACACACUUAGAACUAUCAUGUAUUUCAAUAAAUUAUAUGAAUUCCCAAUCACCACAAGACUCAGUACCUCGAAUGCAUUUGUGUUUAAUACUUAUACAGGUGUGUGAGCUUUUAUCUGUAAAGAAGAAUAUAGAAAGGCUAGAAGAAUUUUUAAAAAACGUCAUUAUUGCUGCUUUGUGAUUACUGGCUCAUCCUCUAGUUCCUUAAAGUGCUGACUAAAGAUAAGGCCAAGGCUGGAUAGGGCCAAAAUGAGAGAUAUGAAGUUUAUUUGACACCAACCCGUCAUUGUCUUACAAAUGUUUUAUAUUUUAUUAUUAUAUAUUACAGGCAUGACAUUGCUGAUUUACAUACUAUUACAUCACUACUACAAAGUAUUAUAUAUCUUAGGGUCCAUUCACACGUCUGUAAGUGUUCUGCGGAUCCGCAAAACACGGACACUGGCAAUGUGCAUUCCGCAAUUUGUGGACUGCACAUCACCGGCACUAUAAGAGA
Molecule: messenger RNA, 4584 nt
Organism: Bufo gargarizans (Asiatic toad)
Lineage: Eukaryota; Metazoa; Chordata; Amphibia; Anura; Bufonidae
Gene: ITGA9
Product: integrin subunit alpha 9
Exons: 28
Coding region: 232-3333 (1033 amino acids)
Biological process (GO): cell adhesion mediated by integrin; cell-cell adhesion; cell-matrix adhesion
Cellular component (GO): integrin complex; external side of plasma membrane
Molecular function (GO): integrin binding
Source: RefSeq, a predicted model, not a curated record